AUGCAUGAAUUACGCCACCUUCAACUCUUUGGAAAUAAUUUGACAAAUGAUGGCUUGCAGGCCAUUCUUAGUGAUUGUCCUCACCUUGUAUCUCUUGAUCUGCGGCAGUGUUUCAGCAUCAGUCUUGCAGGGAAUUCAGUUAGAAGUUGUUUUGAGAAGAUUAAAGAUGUGAGGUAUCCUAAUGACUCCACAGAGGACUAUGGAUUUGAUGCUCAAAUUAGUGAUGAUGAUUCAUGGGAUGACGCUGAUGCAUGGGAUCCGCCUGAUAUGUGGGAUUGUUGCGGAUCUUAUGUCAGCAAUGCUGCUCCUGACUAUGGUGGUUUGCACUAUGAAGACUACUUUUAA
Molecule: messenger RNA, 345 nt
Organism: Ilex paraguariensis (yerba mate)
Lineage: Eukaryota; Viridiplantae; Streptophyta; Magnoliopsida; Aquifoliales; Aquifoliaceae
Source: the annotation of a GenBank genome assembly